AAAAUUAAUGAAAAAGACAAGGAACAACUAACAAACCAAGAAAAGAAGGAAGAAACACAAGGAAACACACAAAAACCUGAAGAAGAAAAAGAGGAAGAGGAAGAAAAAGAAGAAGAAGAAGAAUCAGUACUGAGUGAACCAGAGAUGACAGAACCUUGGAGAACAAUAUUAGAGCUUUCUCCUGACCAAAAGGGGCACAGAGAUGCACACAGCACAGACACCUACCUCUCCCUGCUCCUAGAAGAGGCAAUGUUCCUCUCCUACGCCCUCGGAUGCCUUGUUCUCACUCACGAAGGCACGGAAGAAAGCUAUAAGGGACGGAAGAGAGGCCUGGAUGAAUCUACCACUCACGAAAUGACUAUUGAUGAAAUGUGGCGGGCUUUCACUCAACAAGAUGCGCGAUUCCCGGUGAAGUAUGCAGCGUAUCAUCACUACCGCACGUUGGGCUGGGUGGUGAAGGACGGCCUGAAGUAUGGGGUGGAUUAUGUAUUGUACCCAGUUGGGCCAGCCUUCUACCACUCCCAGUAUGCAGUGAAGGUGUACAGUGUGUGGGCCGACACACUCACCCUGGACACCACUGUACCGGGCCAUGCCAUCUCCUGGACCACCACUGCCACCACCGAACGCCUCGCCAACCAUGUCAAUAAGACCCCAAUACUGUGCUUCGUGCUGCGUCCCCGGGCCCUCUCACAGCCUCGCCUUGGCCUCAUUGACUGCCUGAAGGAGCUGAAGGUGCAGGAGAUGGUGCUGACAAGGUGGUGCCCGAGUAAUGGUGCUGGGUGAGGUGGUGGUGGUGGUGUUAUAUAUUUUUUUCUUUCAUUCUCUCUCUCUCUCUUUUUUCUCUUUUUUCAUUAAUGGGUGGGUGGAUAGAUAAUGAGUGAGUUUGUCUCUCUCUCUCUCUCUCUCUCUCUCUCUCUCUCUCUCUCUCUCUCUCUCUCUCUCUCUCUC
Molecule: messenger RNA, 948 nt
Organism: Portunus trituberculatus (swimming crab)
Lineage: Eukaryota; Metazoa; Arthropoda; Malacostraca; Decapoda; Portunidae
Gene: Tsen2
Product: tRNA-splicing endonuclease subunit Sen2-like
Exons: 3
Biological process (GO): tRNA-type intron splice site recognition and cleavage; tRNA splicing, via endonucleolytic cleavage and ligation
Cellular component (GO): tRNA-intron endonuclease complex
Molecular function (GO): tRNA-intron lyase activity; nucleic acid binding
Source: RefSeq, a predicted model, not a curated record